GAUGUCGACGAAAUGGCGUCGAGGUAAGUAGGAUUUGAUUACAUGAAUAAUGUUGGUUCUCUAUUUUCCACCAAGGAAUGGAUCGACCUAACGAAGAACGGAAUUAUGUACUACUGUACCUUUCUUCUUUCCAUGUUCAGUGUUUCUCUUUCACGCCGUCCACUCUUUGCGGGAUGGCACUUUUUUUCACCUGCACACAUUAUGAAACUAGUAGAGAUUGUGCGUGGGAGUGCAACAUCAAUGGAAACGGUCUGUGUGAUGCAGCACCUCACAAAACGAAUCGGUAAGAUUGGUGUUGUCGUUGGGAAUUGUGACGGCUUUGUCGGAAAUAGAUUGUUGAUAUCCUAUGGUGCCGAAACAACGUUGUUGCUGGAGGAAGGGGUCGCUUCGGUAUCGUCAGUUGACAAAGCAUUUCUAAAAUUUGGAAUUGCCCUUGGGCCCUUCCAAAUGGCAGACCUGGCUGGACUCGAUAUUGGAUACAAUAUUCGAAAGCAAAGAGGCUGGGUAAGCAGCAGUGGCAAAGCAUCGAAGAAUAAACCAGCCAGAUAUCCUGAAGUUGCGGAUGUCAUUGUAUCGGAUUACAAACGUUUAGGUCAGAAGACGGGCAAGGUAAGUUUAAGAAAUGGAAGACUAUUCUGGAAUUCGCGCAUGCCGAAAUCCAAUUCUCAAUUCAUAUUUGAUGUAUUUUAUAUCCCUGAUAUGAUUGAAGGGUUGGUAUGAUUAUGAUAAGAAUAUUGGAAAAGGGAGAAAAGCACUUCCCAGUAAAGAAGUUGACAGCCUGAUCCGCAAAUAUGCAAAGAGCGGCUGCGCCCCCUUUUCUGAUCAGCAGAUGAUCGAGCGGGUUCUAUUUCCUAUGGUCAACGAAGGAUUCAAGUGUUUAGAAGAAGGGAUCGCAAUGCAGCCAUCCGAUAUCGAUGUUGUGUAUGUCUAUGGAUAUGGCUGGCCAAUCUAUAGAGGAGGACCAAUGUAUUGGGCAGACCAUGAUGUUGGUCUCAAAUAUGUCUUGAGACGUCUACAGGAUUUUUCAAGACAAUUUCCCGACACGGACUACUACAGACCUAGCAAUCUUCUGAAACAGUGCGUAAUGAUGGAUCUGACCGUGGAGGAAUUUUUCAAUCUCGGCCUGAUGAAAAAACGACGCGGACAGUUAUCAAAAUUGUAAUGGUUGCAUGAAAGAAUUCAAUUCAUGGCUACCUCCAAGGGGAUUAUGUCCCGUGAGCUACUAGCGCUAAACGAGAACUAUGUGUUGCUCUUUAGUCUAAGCAUAAUUCUAAGAUUUAUUUUGAAAAAUUGACCACUUCCAAAUUAUCCAUUGCUCGGUUUUGUUUCUAAAUGAUUCAUUUUCACCAUCGUAAGGUAGUUCUAGGAAGGAAUUUAGCGCAGGAGCGGAAAUUCUCUAUUCUUGCCAACAAAUAGUCGUUGUCACUGGUCUAAUAAUCAUGCAUAUUUCAU
Pseudo-nitzschia multistriata is the source of this 1452-nucleotide messenger RNA. The record is from the annotation of a GenBank genome assembly. NCBI's taxonomy places the organism in Eukaryota, Bacillariophyta, Bacillariophyceae, Bacillariales, Bacillariaceae.